AUGAAGAGACCCUCACCCCUGUUUUGGGAGCAGCUUCCACACAUUGGCAAAGAGGACGACCCCCACUCGCAUUGGGACAAAAAAUUAAAACCAUCUCAGAGCUCGACAGCUGUGAACUUCUUGCAACAAUAUCAUCUGGAGUCUUCAGAUUUUCCAAAUCGAAUGUCGCCAGAAAUUGGUAAUCCGCGUAAUGGAAGGCGACCUCUCUCAGCUAUUGUUGGAGAAUCUGUGACGCACAAAGACCUUCAGCCAUCAUCUUAUGUAGCAAGAUUAACACCACCUCUUCCAUCAGAUGGCAGUGGCAGUUUUUACGAUAGGAGUCAAGAAGACAUCCCAGAGAAUUCCAAUCACGGCACGCUCAUUGAUCUGACAGAGAGUUCGGAUAAAGUAGCCAAUGUUGAAAUUUCAAGGGCCAACUUUAGAAAUCAUGCAUUCAAUCACAGACAUCAUGACAAGAUUUAUGAGGCGACCAAAACCGGUGAAAUUGGAGGACAUGCACCGUUGAAAGAAGAUCAAAUAACCCUCAAAAAUAUUAACCCCGUUCUCUUGGCCUGGUUGUACAGCAUCAAGAUUGGCCUCACCGAUUCAGUCCACAAGGAAAUAACGGACGCCAACGAAGGCAUCAUUUCAAACUUCGCCAAAUCUCUCGCUUUCAAUUUGGAUGCAUUGAUCCAUCAUAAUCAAAAUCAGAGAGAAGGUCUUUCGAUGGAAGAAUUGUUAAGUCGUGAAUCAAGCCAUAAUUUCAAAGAAUUCGUCCACCUUCUCUGGUCUAUAAAUUCGAAGUUCAUCAGGACCUUCCAAACAAUGCAAGAGGAUUAUAUUGACGAGCAGAUUGGAGUUCAGCGUUGGCUUCUUAAUCUUUUGAAGGACGUUGGGAAAGCAGAAAGUGUCUCAAUGAAAAUUGAAGAGACCGAGGGCCUUACAAACCUUCUGAAGAAAGCCCUCACUUCAAGUUAUUCACCACCAACUUAUAGUAUAUUUUAUAACCACAAUAUUGCCUUACCAAGUGGUUUGGUUUGCCCGAAUCAAAUAUUGAUGACAGAAGCUGUGGUAAAUGUCCUGGCAUCUUACUAUAAGUCAACAAAUUUGAGAAAGUGGGAAGCCCUGUUCAGCGAGGAUGAAGAUUUUGUGAAAGCGCUAAAUAAAAUGAUAAGUUGGAAUGUGAAUCGUACUUAUGUCAUAAAAGCAACAGGAAUCGUUGAAAGCGAAGAUCGACGUGCAAUAUUUCCUUGGAAAAACAAUGUUCCUGCGGACUCGAAGUUUGCGACAAGAGAUAAAAGGAUACCAUUCUUUGGCGGCGGAGGUGGUUCUCCCAUCGACGGCAAAGUUCUUGACAUAGAAAGACCGCUUGACAGCCACAAUCUGAUGAUGACUGAUUUCAAACCCAAAGACAAAUGGUUAGCAGAAGAAAAUCCCGAUAAGAUGUGGGUACUUAUUUCGACAAUAGAACCUUACUACAAUAAGUAUGUUACAGGAGACUGCCACCCCCCAUAUUAUGGUCACAUUGUCAGAAAAUUGAAGAAUUUUCGACCAGAAAGCGGAGAGCGUAGCAGCAAUUUACGGAUAUCACACGAUGAACCCUUCCAAGAUGAAUUCUAUUCUAGUGCAAUCAAGAUGCUUCAACUGAUUUGGAAGAUCAAUUCAAGAUUUAUCGAGAGUCUUGGCUAUAGUGCGAAUGGAUAUAUCUUUCAUCAAGAGCAGCAUGAUCUGGAGACCGAAUUCCUUGAAUUGGUGACAUUAUCAGAACACCCUCAAUCCCCAAGCAUUUACUCGCAAUUGCCCGCAAUGGAGAAUUUAGCAUUUGUACAGCAGAAGAUCAUUGAAGCCUUGUGUUCUGAAGACAGCCAAAUUAUCUACAAGAUCAACAAGACCAAGCAUAAUAGCCAGGGUGGAAAUUUCCCGAAAGCAGAUAGCAAAGGACAACGAUCAAACCGAAAACAUCAACAGCAAGGGAAGAUAGAUCGACAUCCAUUCGAGAUGACUGGCGUAUGGCUCAGGAAUUCGAGUAUCGUCUCAACCAGGAACCAACCAGCACGGAUGAUCCAAAGAGCUUCGACCUUAGGAAUUGCUCGAUCAUCCGUCUUGACUGCUCAUCCUCACCAACACUCUCGCGCAUUUUCCCAGCUAUCGCCUCUCGGCUUUCCAUCCAACCACUGGCCCAGCACAAGCCCACUCAUCCUACGAGACCGUCUAGCAUAUCCUCGAUCAUAUAACAGUCUGAUCAAACGAUUCAACUCGACCGGACCCACUCCUCCUUCCGACAAUGAAAAAGAAUUAACCCAGUCUCAUAAAUCAUCUUCCAAGACUCUGACUCCAGCUACUGAUCAACAGUUAACUAGGCUACAGAGGAUAUGGAAGAGCGUCAGGGAAGAAGCGUCUCAUUAUUGGCAUGGUACUAAACUUCUCGGAAAAGAGAUCAGACUUAGUGCUAAAUAUCAAUUGAAACUCUUGAAGGGUAAAAAAUUGACUCGGAGGGAAAGGAGACAACUGAAAAGAACAACGACAGACUUAUUGCGACUUAUACCAUUCUCAGUAUUUUUGAUUGUGCCAUUCAUGGAACUACUCCUGCCGGUUGCCCUGAAACUAUUCCCGAACAUGCUCCCAUCGACCUUCCAAAACGAAUCCAAAGAACUAGAGAAGAAGAGAAAGUUACUCAAAGUCAGAUUAGAGAUGGCCAAAUUCUUACAAGAAACGUUGAAGGAGACUGGGAUGACUAAGAAGCUUAAUGAGACCGAAGAGUUUAAAGAGUUCUUUAGAAAACUGAGGAAUACUGGCGAAAAACCUAGUACCGAUGAUGUCGUUAAAGUCGCUAAAUUCUUUGAAGAUGAUUUGACUUUGGAUAAUCUUUCUAGACCUCAACUGGUUAGCAUGUGUCGUUACAUGAACAUCAAUGCAUUUGGCACGGACAAUUUCUUACGAUAUACGAUCAGAAAGCGCAUGAAACAUCUAGAAGCGGACGAUGCGAUGAUCGAUGCAGAAGGGAUCGACUCUCUAUCGGUUUCCGAGCUCCGCCAUGCAUGUCAAUCACGUGGGAUCCGCUCAUUGAACGUCGAUGAGGAGGGGCUGAGGAAAGAGUUAGCUCAAUGGAUCGAUCUUCACAUCCACCGGGGACUUAGUGCUACCCUCUUGAUUCUCGGACGGGCCUUUGCAUUCAAUCGGGGUGGAGACGGUGAAGCAGGAGAUAGCACCUUAGAAAGCUUGAAAGAUGCUCUCAGCAGCUUACCGGACACAUUGCUCAACGAGGCAGAACUAGAGGUAUCGAACGACAGUAUCACCAACAAGCAGCGAUUGAUUGUGCUAGAAGAACAGGAAGAGCUAAUUGAAGAUGAGCUUGAGCAAGAACAGAAGGAAGAGGAUGCCCGGAAAGCCCAACGAGAGCAGGAACGAAUUCAAAAGGCAGAGAUGGAGGAACAGGAGAAGAUGAAGAACGUCGUUGAAACGGCUGCUAACUUGCUCCCUAUCGAAAAUGCUGUGGACCCCGAUGCCAUCAGAAUGACCUCUGAACAGCUUAAUGAGCUCGGCGAAGCCCUGUCGAUCCUCAGCGCCAAAUCGAGCGUGCUUAAAGAGAAAACCGAACUCAAACAAUUGGCCGAAGAGAACCAAGAGGCAUCAGAAGAUCCCGAAAAUACUUCUUCUUCAGCUUUGGUGAAACGAAUUCAAAAGAUGAUCCAGCAGAUCGAUCAACAAAUAGAAGAGUAUGACACCGAAGUCGGCAAUCGGAUGCACCAAAUCAACAUUGGACAAGAUGGCAAAAUCAGUGUGGCUGACUUGCAGAAAGCGCUCGGGGCGAUCAAACAUCGUCCAUCGGAUGAAGCGAUCGAGAUUCUGAUCGACAAGUUGGACAUGGACCAUGAUGGCUUUGUGCCGCUGGACCAUGUAUUAUCAUUAGCUGAGGAGGAAGGGCUCGGGAUCGUCUUCUCAGACGACGACCAAGACUCCAAGUCUAACAAAAUCUUAUCCAAGGGCAAAGAGCUCCGAAACGAUGUCGGGCUCAAGUCUCAGAAACCUCCUUCCACCACUACCUCUCCUCAACAACCCCUAUCUUCUUCUUCUUCUCCUUCUUCUUCAAAUGACUCCUCUCAUCAAUCGGCUCAGAAGGAUGAUGUCAAACCUAAAAAAUCUGAUAUCGUAGAAGACCCUUAGACGUUUUUUAUUUUUCCUUAACCAAAUAAAGUACAUAAAUAUGUAUAUACAUACAUGCAUAAGUCAUGAUAUGAUCAAAUUAACCCUUGGCCGAGUGUCAAAACAAUCCAAUGUGACACAAAAAAUCCUUGAAAUUCGUUUCAAACGACGUUCAUAGGUAAGACUUGAUCAGGAUCUGAUGACCCC
Messenger RNA from Puccinia graminis f. sp. tritici CRL 75-36-700-3, 4329 nucleotides. RefSeq lists its product as uncharacterized. The record is from RefSeq and is a predicted model, not a curated record. Lineage: Eukaryota; Fungi; Basidiomycota; Pucciniomycetes; Pucciniales; Pucciniaceae. Bases 1 to 4143 code for a protein of 1380 amino acids. Gene Ontology annotation, molecular function: ribosome binding; calcium ion binding. Gene Ontology annotation, biological process: intracellular monoatomic cation homeostasis. Gene Ontology annotation, cellular component: mitochondrial inner membrane. The transcript has 9 exons.